Girardinichthys multiradiatus is the source of this 765-nucleotide messenger RNA. It is a transcript of the gene lyset, whose product is annotated as transmembrane protein 251. The record is from RefSeq and is a predicted model, not a curated record. The coding region runs from base 161 to 523 and encodes 120 amino acids. The transcript has 2 exons. NCBI's taxonomy places the organism in Eukaryota, Metazoa, Chordata, Actinopteri, Cyprinodontiformes, Goodeidae.
AGCUCUGAAGAACUAGAUUCAAUGACGUCACUUGAAAGUCACAUGACAAAACAGGAAGACAGACGAUCGAUCCCAGACGUCCCGAAACCAGCUGCGGAUUAAAACCGAGUCGGAACCUGGAUUUUACUUUGAAAGAAUCAGCGCGAGGGAAGUAUGGAGGAUGAUGAACUUCCGUCAGAGGAUGGGCUGGGUGGCUGUGGCUCUCUUCCUGCUGCUCAGCAUCAUGGUAGCGUACUACGUCUUUGAGAUCAUCAGUCUAGAGCAGGUACAGAGAGACGGCAUCGACUCAUUGGCACUGCCUCCUGCUGUCUCUGCCCACCUGCCACCACUUCCUCUGUGGGCGUGGGCAUCGGUUUUCCUGGUGCCGUACCUGCAGCUCUUCCUCUUCCUGUUUUCAUGCACGAGGGCAGAUCCCCGUGCUGUCGGAUAUUGCAUACUUCCUGUCUGCAUCUUCCUGCUGUGCAGUCGCCGUGGCACAGCCAAAUCUACCAAUCAGAGAGCUGGAUUGCUUAUUCACAUGUAGAGACAAAUGGACCAGUGUGAUGUCACUUCCUGUGCCUGUAAACAAACACGCCAACAGUUUGAGUGUUCACUGCCCUCAGUACAAACUAACAGGAGCUGCAGGCUGCGGCUGACAGUCCAUGCUGACCAAUCAGAGAGCAGCAUUUUCUGUUUGUUAUUGCUGUAUUUAAUGACAUGACACACUGGUUACCAUGGCAACUUUAAUAUGGCAUCAAUAAAGUAACAAAACACCAUGUUUCACAG